AAGAACUGGUUGCGCAAGUGUCAUUUAAUCUUGUGACGUUUACGAACAAAACGAUUACGCACAUCCAGUGUCUACAAAGAAAGUUGCUUAGUUUAAAAAGAGUGACCUUAAAAACGGUCCUCAGUUUUCGAAAACAUGCCAAAGAAGAACGAUAAAAAGACAGGUCAGCCAUCAUCAGGAUAUCCAACCCAGCCUACAAUGCAAUCACAACUGCCAUAUCCUUUACAACCAACAGCCCCUAACAUGGCAAACCCAGCUGUUUUAGUACCAGGUCCCGCCAAUCCUUAUAAUUCCUAUGUACCAGAAAUGCCAGGAAUGCCUCCACCACCACCAAGCUAUGAUCAAGCAAUGCAACAUCCAGCUGUACCUCCAAAUUAUAGCAGUCACACAUCAUACAUCCCUGCCCAACACCAUCCCCAGUACCAAGCCCACAUGCAUCCAUCUAACUCUUACUAUCCACCCCAAGUACAAGUACAGCAAGUUCAUCCACAAGCUAUGUUUGUUGUUCAAAAUGCGUUUGACGCUGGUGCGCGAUUCGAUUCAACAUCACAAGUUAGAGUACCUCCACCGCCUCCUGGAGUUGCCCCAAAUGCCGCCCAGGUCGCACAGUCAACUGGACACAACGUAAUGCUAGGCCAAAGAAAGGAUCGAUUUUUCGUUGGAGGAUCAGAUGGAGGUGCUACGUUUUGGUGAAAAAAUCUUUAGCUUCUAUCUUUCUAUAAAAGGGAAUCCAUUUACACACAUUUGAAAUCUGCAAUCAGCAGUGUUAUGUAACAAAUUGUUCCAGUAUUGUAAUACUAUCGCUCCCGACCCUUUAAAAAUACAAAAACAUAGGUGUCAUGCCA
Molecule: messenger RNA, 845 nt
Organism: Daphnia carinata
Lineage: Eukaryota; Metazoa; Arthropoda; Branchiopoda; Diplostraca; Daphniidae
Product: DAZ-associated protein 2-like
Exons: 4
Coding region: 136-693 (185 amino acids)
Source: RefSeq, a predicted model, not a curated record